CGGGGCUUACAGUGGCGGGAGUUGGAGGCAAUAACUAGUCGUGUUCUGAGGGGCGCAAGAUACGAUUUCUGCUGAACCUGGGGGGCAUUUCCACGGCUUUUCUGUCCGUUGAACCUUUUCCUCUGGCCCAGAUGCUUUUCAAUUCGGUGCUUCGCCAGCCCCAGUUCGGCGUCCCGAGAAAUGGAUGGUCUUCCCAGUACCCUCUUCAGUCACUUCUAACUGGUUAUCAAUGCAACUGUAAUGAUGAGCACACUUCUUAUGGAGAAACAGGAGUCCCAGUUCCUCCUUUUGGAUGUACCUUCUCUUCUGCUCCCAAUAUGGAGCAUAUACUAGCAGUUGCCAAUGAAGAAGGCUUCGUUAGAUUGUAUAACACAGAAUCACAAGCCUAUAGAAAGAAGUGUGUCAAAGAAUGGAUGGCUCACUGGAAUGCUGUCUUUGACCUGGCCUGGGUUCCUGGUGAACUUAAACUUGUUACAGCAGCAGGUGACCAAACAGCCAAAUUUUGGGAUGUAAAAGCUGGUGAACUGAUUGGAACGUGCAAAGGUCAUCAGUGCAGCCUUAAGUCAGUUGCCUUUUCUAAGUUUGAGAAAGCUGUCUUCUGUACAGGUGGAAGAGAUGGAAACAUUAUGGUCUGGGACACCAGGUGCAACAAAAAAGAUGGAUUUUAUAGGCAGGUGAAUCAAAUCAGUGGAGCUCAUAAUACCUUAGAUAAGCAAACCCCUUCAAAACCUAAGAAGAAACAGAAUUCAAAAGGACUUGCUCCUUCUGUGGAUUUCCAGCAGAGUGUUACUGUGGUCCUCUUUCAAGAUGAGAAUACGUUAGUCUCAGCGGGAGCCGUAGAUGGGGUAAUCAAAAUAUGGGAUUUACGUAAGAAUUAUACUGCUUAUCGACAGGAACCCAUAGCAUCCAAGUCUUUCCUGUACCCAGGUAGCAGCACUCGAAAACUAGGAUACUCAAGUCUGAUUUUGGAUUCCACGGGCUCUACUUUAUUUGCUAACUGCACAGAUGACAAUAUCUACAUGUUCAAUAUGACCGGAUUAAAGACUUCUCCAGUGGCUAUCUUCAAUGGACAUCAAAACUCUACCUUUUAUGUUAAAUCAAGUCUUAGUCCAGAUGACCAGUUUUUAGUUAGUGGCUCAAGUGAUGAAGCUGCCUACAUCUGGAAGGUCUCCACACCCUGGCAUCCUCCUACUGUGCUCCAGGGUCACUCUCAAGAAGUCACAUCUGUGUGCUGGUGUCCAUCAGACUUCACAAAGAUUGCUACCUGCUCUGAUGACAAUACACUGAAAAUCUGGCGCUUGAAUAGAGGCUUAGAGGAGAAAUCAGGAGGAGAUAAACUCUCCAUAGUGGGUUGGGCUUCUCAGAAGAAAAAAGAAGCGAGAGCUGACCUAGUGACAGUGACAAGUAGCCAGAGUACUCCUGCCAAAGCACCCAGAGUAAAGAGCAGUCCAUCCAUUUCCUCCCCAUCAUCAGCAGCUUGUGCUCCAAGCUGUGCAGGAGACCUCCCUCUUCCUUCAAAUACUCCCACAUUCUCUAUUAAAACCCCUCCUGCCAAAGCCCGGUCUCCCAUCAGCAGAAGAGGCUCUGUCUCCUCUAGCUCUCCCAAGCCACCCUCAUCUUUCAAGAUGUCCAUUAGAAACUGGAUGACCCGAACACCAUCCUCGUCACCACCUAUCACUCCACCUGCUUCUGAGACCAAGAUCACAUCUCCAAGAAAAGCCCUCAUUCCUGUGAGUCUGAAAUCAUCCCAAGCAGUGGCUUGCUCAGAGUCUAGAAACCGAGUAAAGAGGAGGCUAGACUCAAGUUGUCUGGAGAGUGUGAAACAGAAGUGUGUGAAGAGUUGCAACUGUGUGACUGAGCUUGAUGACCCAGUUGAAAAGCUUCAUUUGGAUCUGUGCUGCCUUGCUGGUAACCAGGAAGACCUUGGUAAGGACUCUCUAGGUCCUACCAAACCAAGCAAGAUUGAAGGAGCUAGUAUGAGUAUCUCAGAGCCUCCUUCUCCUGCCAGUCCUUACGCUUCAGAAAGCUGUGGAACACUACCUCUUCCUUUGGGAUCUUGUGGAGAAGGGUCUGAGGUGGUAGGCAAAGAGAAUAGCUCCCCAGAGAAUAAAAACUGGUUAUUGGCCAUGGCAGCCAAACGGAAGGCUGAGAAUUCAUCUCCGCGAAGUCCAUCCUCCCAGACCCCCAGUUCCAGGAGACAGAGCGGAAAGACUUCUCCAGGCCCGGUUACUAUUACUCCCAGCUCCAUGAGGAAAAUCUGUACAUACUUCCAUAGAAAAUCCCAAGACGACUACUGCAGUCCUGAACAAUCAACAGAAUUGUAGAUUCUAAUCUGAGUGAGUUAACUGAACUUUGGCCCAUUAAAACAAGACAAAAAAUACAACAGAGUGAUUCUAUAACUCUAAUCUUUAAGAAAGCUACCGUUUUUUUCAUUUUCAGAGAAAAUCCUUUCAACUCUGAAGUUUACCUACUCUGGUUCUACCAUAGCUUAUAUGCAGCUUCCUUGGGAUGAAUGCUGUGUUUAAUUCCAUAAAGUAAGUUUAUCACUCUGUAACUUUUUGAAUGAGUAGUCUUCACUUUUUAAAUUAUGCCUCUUCUCUACAAUAAUGACAUCCCAGCUCAUAGAGGCAAAAAGCAAGACUUGUCUCUUAUUAGUCUGAGACUGUGGGUGCACAGUGGAAAAUAUCUGCUGGUCACAGCAGGAGGCCUGUCUGUGAAGGCUGGUUGCUGAAGAAGUCUUCUGCUGGAGACCUCUGGAUCUGUGCUGCCUCAAACAAAUAUAAUUUCAUUUAAAAUUUAUAUAAUCUUUUCACUACACUUUUGGGAGCUUUUUUUGUUUUUUUAGUAUAUGUAAAAAUGUGAUGUUCAGAUAAGUGCAUUUAUCUUGAUUCAGUGUUCAGUGUUAAAAUACAGUCUCUUAAGUUAAAAUCAUCUUUUUUUUAAGAGCAGUGAUAAAUGUCAGCUCUUUGGAGAAACUAGGAGAACAACACUAGAAACCUUUACUUAUCUUUUUUCCCCCAAAUAUGUCUCCCAUAUGAGACUUAAGGUCCUUCUAUUUUUACUAAGCAAUUUACUAUGGUACCAAUCCAACAUCGUGUUCUAUAAGAGGUUACAAUUUUUGCCAUUUACUAGACAAAGAUAUUUAUAAAAUCAAUAGUCAUACAUUAAAGUUGGAGUUUGAAUUCAACUUGAAUUCAGUUCUCUAGGGGCUGCAACUUUUUAAAAAUAUGUCAUCAAUUUAAGAAAAAGUAAUGAUUUCUUACUGGUACUUUUAUUAAAAGAACAUAGCUCUGAACUGAAAAUCCAGAACCUAAAAAACAAUUUUUGGCUUUAACUGGAAUUUUUGGAUUCUCUUCAUAUACAUAAAAAACAGUAACCGUCUAGUAUAGCCCUGAGCUGAAAAGUCAUGGAAAUUUCUCUAAAUAAUAUAGAAGGUGUUUAGAUUGAUUCUAAGGUAAUAAUGUGCAAAAUAUUUUGAACAUCUUCCCUUUAAUCAGCAAUUACAUAUCAGUCAUCUUGAACUGUUGUUUUCUGUUUUUCCCCUUUAUAACCUCAGAGACACAAGCUCCAUGUACCUUCUAUGUACUGUGUCCUUGGAAGGGGAUCCCCCAACAAUCAUGACACUUGAUUCAUUUUAUCCAUAUCCCUAACAAAUAUGUAGAUUUUAUUCAUAUUUUUGUCAAAAUUUAAAAAUCUGUUCUUAAUGACAAAUUUUAAUUCCUUUGAUUCCUGUAAGUUAAGCUUGUACCAACAAGAACUACAUAUGUGAAUUAAACAUGGAUUCUCCGUGGUUUUAUGCAAGGAGAAAAAUAAAGAGAAGCCUCAGAAUUGCUGUUUUUGAAACAAAGCACUCCAUAGCAUUAACUGAAUAUUUAGAAACUCUACUUAUAAUUAGUGUUUGAUUUUUUAAUGUUAGGUUAUGGAAAGGUGUUAUUUAUGACCAUAUCUGCUAAUAAUGCUACCUAUCUCUUGCUUUGAAAGCCAGUGGGGGUAGGGGGUAGGAUAACUAAAGUAGAUGAUUAUAUUCUUUGUAUCCUUGAACAUCUCCUAACAGCUCUACCGAGUAAAAUUGGGGUAAAUGUGGCUGACAGAAACUGUGCUGAGAGUCUCCUGGCUGUAACACAUCCCACUUGGAAAACUAGUACUUCAAAUGGGUACCAAAGGUCAAAUGUAAUGAGAUAAUAAUUAUUCCUGCCUCUGUCAGUGUCAGACUUUGAGCUGAUCCUGAAUAAUAAAGCCUUUUACCUUAUCUGACAUCCUUUUCUGAGCUUUUUGCAUUAACCUAGAAGCAGUCUACACAAAAGAGCUCUAGUAGUAAUCAAGAAUCCCUUCUACUUGUUCAUUGAAUAAAAUUUGUUUAUUCCCAAGGAUACGAUCUAGUUCAAGCUGAAAGAGGUUUUAAUAAAAUACGUCUUGCUUGGUCAGACCUUGAGUGUGUAAGAUGGCUUGGAUUACUUGAUGAAGUAGGGUGGAGUGAUGUACUUAUUUUUCUAAACAAGUAUUUCCAGCCCAAGCUUUUCCAUUUGAAUACACUCCAAGCAUUAUUGCUACAGUGCUGUAUUAGAGUUUCCUUCGGCUGUUUCAACACAGGCCCUUAAUUUACUUUUGUGAGGGUUGACUAAUUAGUCCUUUAAAAUGUUUCCUUUAAUCUGGGCUGCACAUUUAAAUGAUGAUAAAUCAAGACCAUCUGUAGCUACCCCUGUUGGACUGGCAGAGAGCGAGUUCAGCUCACCACCCCAACCCCAGCCCUAAUAGCUUAAAACUUCACUAAGACUUUUGGAACAUCCUGUAUAGGAAUCACUUUUUAAAUCCUCAACUGUGCAAUAUGGAUGCCUGGAGGUAACUUUUUAAAGUGUGUGUGUGUGUGUGUAUGUGUGUGUGUGUGUGUGUGUUGCUUUAACCCCCAGCCUAUGGUCAUGAUCUUGUAUAGGUCACAUAUCAGGGCAACAUGUGCUUUUUGAGAGCCUAUCAUAGCAGAUAAACUGCUGCUCUCAGGUCUGUUUUUCUGCUUUUCCUAGUCCCAAGAGGGUCUGGACUUUCUUUCACACUGCUCUUAAAGCAAAGGCCAGGUAGUCUCAUAGAAUCAGUUCCACAACUAAGUAGCAUGCACAACAUUUUACAGAUGUGCAUCAGAAGAGAGACUGAGUGAGAAUGUCAUGCUGGGGAAACUGAGUUGUCCUCCUUAUGGUAAUUAAAGGGAUGAAUGUAGGCCCAGUGAGCUCUUGCUCAUCAAGUCUCACUACUUCUCAACAGGUCUUCAUAGGAGAUUCUUUGGCUGCCCCAGGUUUGGAUCAAGCCACAUCAUGAAAUAACCAGUCAUUAAAUUCUUGAGAAUUAUGGAAAACCCUGCUUUAUGCAUUAGCUCUUUAGAUACUGGUUGAAAGUUAUAGGGAGGCCAAACACUACAUUGGACAUGAGGUGAGUCUAAUGUUUCAUUAGAUUUGAUGCUAGGAAUACAAGCCCAGCUUGUUAUAAGGGAUCCAUUUUGUUGUCUAAAGUGGUAGAAAAACCUGUUUUAUUUCUGAGCUAUGUUUGAGUGCCUGCUAAAAAACACGAGGGUCGUUAGGGAAUGAUGUAGGGUAAAGUCAGCCUUUUCAAAAAUCACCUGAGCAUAUUAAGCAGCUUGUUCAGAUCUGUAGGCUUACAGCAAGUACAUAGUACACAAAUAAGUAUUAUAUUAUUAAAGAAUAGGCUUGUUCGAUCCCCAACGCUUAUCCCUCCCAUUUCCCGGCUAGCCAAGAAAGAGGAUUUCAAGGAUAUAUAGCCAGGUUCUUUAUUUUAAAUUUCAAAGGUUUAGUAUUCCAUUUAUACUUCAUUUCUCUUUAAUUUCCUUAACUUGCCACAUGCCCCUUCCUGUUUUGACAUUCUAAAUAAUUUGUAUUCAAGUCGUUUUGUGGACUAUGAAUAGCACAUUUCAAAAUGCCUUUGAUUGGAAGGCUUUCAAUUCAGUCAGCAUUUUAUUCAUCACCUGGGUGCCAAGCCCUGUGUGAGGCACCUGGACUGGAGAGUUCUUCUCUUUAUUUUUUUGUUGUCAGAGGAGUCACUUUAUCUAUGGCACGUCAGUGGGUGAAGUCAGCAUUUGAGAGAAACAGGCAAAGAUCCGAUUUUCAAGUCCUUUGAGUGAAGUUUUUUGUGAGCAGCUAUUAAUGUAGCAAGUGCUGUCUAGAUGCAAUGCAGACUCUUCCCUUCAGGAGCUUCAUUCAGCAGCUGCUUAGAGCACCUGAACUUUUCAAAGUAAAAUGCUUUUCUCGGGGCGCCUGGGUGGCUCAGUCGUUAAGCGUCUGCCUUCGGCUCAGGUCAUGAUCCCAGAGUCCUGGGAUCGAGCCCCGCAUCGGGCUCCCUGCUCGGCGGGAAGCCUGCUUCUCCCUCUCCCACUCCCCCUGCUUGUGUUCCCUCUCUCGCUGUGUCUCUCUCUGUCAAAUAAAUAAAAUCUUUAAAAAAAAAAAAAAAAAAAAAAAAUGCUUUUCUCAUGCAUGUUUUUAUUAUGUUCUUUACAAUAUUAUGAAUAAUAGUUAAAAGCAUGAUCUCUGUAGCCAAACUGCCUAGCUUUGAAUCCAAGCCCUAGCUGUGUGACCUUGGGCAAAUUCCUUAACCUCUCUGUGAAUCAGUUUUCUCGUUUAUAAAAUGGGAUUGUGUGGUUAUCACACAAAUAUAGCUCUUAGGACAGUGCCUGGCACACAAUAGCUAACGUUUGUUGAACAAUUACUGUUAGCUAUUAGUCUCAAGAUCGGGAGAGAAGGGAUUCUAUCCUUAUUUGAUAAAUGAGCAUAAAGGUUUAACUUUUCAGUUCUAACUCAUUCCUGUUCAUUCCUGUUCCACUAGAACCAUGGUCCUCAAAGGUAUGGGAACUAAAUAAAAAUCACCUGAGAAGCUUUUUUUUUUUUCCAAUGUUGCCUGAGUCUCCCAUUCCUAGUGCUUUUCAAAAGGAGCAAGUAGACCUCUAGAAAAACAAAACGAAAACAAAAGCAACUCAGGUUCCGUAGGUGUUUGAGAUUCAUGAUUCCUACCUACCAAGUACACAUUAAAAUUACAAAGGUUAUUUCAUAUGUGGUCUCAGCCAGUGUUCAAAGAGGUUAUAAUUUGCAAAUCUGUUCCCUGGACUCCUAAGCAAGCCAAAGUGAUUGCUCUCAUAGAACCCACCUCCCAUUUCCUGACCGCUGCCCCCAGCUCUGCUACAUUGUUUAGCAUGUGUUCACCUUUGGGGAGGAAGCUGCAGCUGGCUGGCCGUUAGUGCCAAUUCUUGAUCACUUGUUAGACUAUUGUGUUCCAUGGCCAGUGAGUAGGCACAUAAGAGAUGAAGCUCAAAGCAGGCCAUGUUGCUCUCUUAGUAGCUCUGAUUUUGUAGGAUGCAAGAUUCAAACAUUUGGUUGAGGAGUAAUGUGUAGACUCUAGAUUCUUUUUUCUCACUUAAUGAGAUUCUUCCCUGGGCUGCUUUUUGAUGCCAAUAAUACCUGUUGCCAGUGUCACAUCAGUGCCAAAAUACCAGCCAUGGAGGUUUCUUUGACAUUAUGGUGGAGAAACCCAGCAUUGGGGUUUCACUUAGCAUCUGAGCACCAAAUUAUGCUGCCACUGCUACUGUUAAAGACUCUGGUUUCCAAAUUUCCAGGAACUUACAAAAUGUGGUGUUCUCUGAUUAGGAGCUGGCAUCCGCACCUCUGUAAACAGAUAGUCCCCCCAUGCUCAGCCCCCUUCGUGGGUUGGUGCCAAAACUGUCAGUUCAAAUGAAGAUGUUAAGGGCUGCUUUUUGUUUCCCUGUUAUCAGCCUACUCACUUUCCAAGUCAUAGUGUGAAAGUACAGUAAUUAUACAAAUCAGCCCUUCCCCCAGCAAUAUACUACCAGAUAAUAUAUGUUACUGAAACAGUGAACUAUAAAUAAAUCAUCUGGCCUUGCUGUGUUGACAUGAAGUUAACAAAUAUUGUCACACCACAUCAUUCAAUAAUUGUUCAGAACCAUUCUUCCCCUUUUUCUCUUCCACCUUUUUUCCAUAACCUACCAUGCACUCACAAUUUUCCAUGAAUUAUUUAAUAAGCAUAAUAGAGUUUAUUAAGUGUAACUGUGAAAUAACAGUGGUACAGGAACUGAAAUAAUUAAAAUUAAAAUCCAGUAGGCAUUGUUGUCUCUGUAAUGGGUCGUUAUUUGGCCCACCAGUUAAUGUGAAGUUGGAAAUGCUGCUUCCUCAAAAGCCUUAUUGAAUUUAGAUAGCUUUAUGUAGGAGUAAGAGACUCAGAGUCCAAAAAUCAGUAUCUUCACAAGGGUUGACUAGGAAACCAUCUGAAGUGAACAUUAAUAACUUCAGGGUAGGGGUAGGAAGGAGGGUGGUUAUGCUAAACAUUUCUCAGCUCCCUAAUUAGGCAAUUAGGUAUUGGCCUUGAAGUGUUGAAUCUGUAAUUAAGUUUCUAGCUUUGGAAGACUAUAUCCUAAAACCAAGAGAUGUAAGCGAUGAAGUCUAGAAUUAUACAUGGAGAGUCGGGAGGAUAAGGAAAAUCAGAAUGUGGUUUUUUGAUGAUUAAGAAUGGUUUCUGUUACAGCCAACUCUCCUGUAAAAUAAAUUUCACAAAGAGAGGAUGCUGUUUAUCUAGCAGCUUGUUGAUUUGAGUUAUCCUAUAGUGUCCUCUUGCCCUCCUGUUUACUUUGUCAGUAUUUCUAGUCCCAUUCAUUUUCUCCUUUUUCAUGUUGUGUUGCCCACUGAACUCAGUUGAAUAGUAAUUAAAGCCAGUUGUGGAUUUGAUUCCCAAAUGGGCCAAUUCACUUCACUCUGUUCAUGGCCCUUAGCAGCCUCCCACUUACCUAUGCUAGCCAUCUGCUCCAGAAGGAGGAGUGGAGGGGUGCCUGGGGGGCUCAGGCGUUGGGCGUCUGCCUCCAGCUCAGGUCAUGGUCCCAGGGUCCUGGGAUCGAGCCCUACGUUGGCCUACCUGCUCAGCGGGAAGCCUGCUUCUCCCACUCCCACUCCCCCUGCUUGUGUUCCCUCUCUUGCUGUCUCUCUCACUGUCAAAUAAAUAAAUAAAAUCUUUAAAAAAAAAAAGAAAGAGGAGUGGAAAAAGUGUUUAGGCUCAGUAUAAACCCCAGAGACAAACUCAUAAUAUGUAUCCUCACUACAUAACUUGUAGGCAUUCUGAAAGCCUGUCUUUCCUUGUCUUUCUCCCUAAAGACCAAGUUAAUAAACCUCUUUUGAUAAACUUGUAGAUUGUUUCAUGUAAUGCACACAGUAACCCUGUGGGUGGAUAUAGUUUAUUAUCCACAUUUUGACAGAUGAGGAAACUAAAGCACAGAGAAGUUAGGUAAUUAGCCCAAGGACACAUAGCCAGCAGCUCGUGGAUUUGGUCUGACUCAAAGCCCACAGUCUUAAUUCCCAUACUAUAAUGCCUCAGAGAAAGAAACUUGUUCCUGGCCCUCUAUUAAUCAAAUACAGGAUUUCUAUUUUGCACAUAUUCAAAUAAGAACUCUCAAAAUGUUCCAGAUACAUUUGCUCUUUGAGUAAUAAAUGAAAUAAUGUUAUGUCUUGGAGAGGACACCAUUCUCAACUACCAGAGGAAGGUAAUAUACAGGGCUAGAAGCUAGAAUCAGUACUGAUAAUGUAUGUUAUAGGAACAUAAGAUUAACAAAGAUGAUUGAAAAUUAGAAAAACAGGAACAAAAGCACAGGAGUUAAAAUUCUUCAGAAAAGAAAAAGAGAAAGGCUUGCUCACUAAUGUAGGGGAAAGAAUGAAGAAUUGAGAUGAGGAUAUACAUACCCUGUGACCUAAUGAUUCUCCCCCUGUACCCUUGGGAAGCUCACAUGCACUGGGCACAACGAAGAUGUUCAGAGCAGCAUUGUUUAUAUUGGCCAAAGGCUGGAAACAACCCAAAUAUCCAUCCACAGUAGAAUUGGUAAACUGGAAUACUCAUGGUCGAAUACUAUGUAACCAUGAAACAAAAAAGAAUAAACUAGCUACACACAAAAUGAAUGAAUGUUAGAAUGGUGAACAAAAGAAGCAAGAAACAAGGGAAUGCAUGCAGUAUGAUUCUCUUCAUAUCGGGUGUUAACAAAAAAUGCCGUACUGAAGUAGGAUUGAAGGAUACAUACAUGGAUGGUAAAGGGCAAAACAAAGAUCAUUAUCACAAUAAAUCGAGAUAGUGGAUCCUUCUGGAAGGUUGUACUUGGGGAAUAACACAGGGAGGACUUGCUAGGUUAUGGCAAGGUUCUCUCUUCCCCUGCUUGGUGGUUACAUGGGUGUUUGCUUUAUAAUUAUGCCUUACAUUUAUGUUUUAUGCAUAUUUCUAUCUGUUUUAUGAUUCAUGUUUUUAAAGGUUUUUGAAAAGGAAUGAAGUUCAGAUCUUGAGAGAAGAUCAGGCAAGAAGCGGGGAUGGGGAAAUUCUAGAUAGAUUUGAUAAUAACAGUUAUUCAAAUGGAAUAAGCUACUACUCUUUUUAACACUUUCAAAGGAAAAAGGAAAAUCCUCUGUUCCCUCAACACAGAAGGAUGAACUGACUUACAUCCACAUAUACUGUCAGGAUUCACUAUAGUCAUUCAGGUGAAAAGACCAGAACUGAGCUUUCAGCAUAUUGCGCAAUCACUCAGACAUGGGAUUGGGAUUUUCAAAAUUGGGACUGAGCCAGAAGUUAGCAGGGAGGACUAGUUAGAAGAGAGAUUCCUGCAGCAUUUGGCCUCCUAAAAGCUUCACACUAAGUAUAUUUCUUCCUUUUUCCUUCUUCCUCCACUUAUAUUUUUCUCUUCCCAAGGACCAUCAUCAAAUCCAGGCAGAAUGGGCCAUGGAAAUCAAAUUCUUAUUUUCAAGAUGCAGAAACUGUCCUGAGGAAGUUAACCAAUUUGACCAAGGUCACAAAACUAGUGGCAGAAUCCAUUCUGGUACCCCGCAUUCUUUGCACCCCAGUCUUCCUGGUCUACUAGCCAUUCCUCUACAUAUCAUUUUUAAGGUUCAGUUCAAACCCUCCUACCUUCCCAUAGGAGGUAUUAACAGAUUUUCCUAAUUAAGCCUUCCACUCAGCCCCAUGCAUGGUGCCUUGUUUAAAUGCCCUCAAAAGUGCUUAUCACAUUUGUCUCAUAAUUUUUUCCAUAUUCCCUCCACCAGAUUGUAUCCUCCUAGAUGUCAAACUGGUCUUACUCAUCUCUGCAUACCCAGUGGUAUGCUUGUGAGAGCCAAUUAUUAAAUACUCGGGAAUUUUGUGAGCUGGUCAUUAAAAUGUUCGUAGCUUGAAAUCGGUCCUGAUGAGAGUCUUUACACCAGGGAAGAGACAAAAGCCACAAAUCAGGGCCUUUUUCUCCCAGGGAGCCCGCUACCAGCAUGUCACUGUACGAAUACCACCACCACCACCACCACCAGCCACCCCUGUACUCACUGUAAUGCAGAGCAGUUGCAACAAGUGUGGAGAAGGAAGGGAACCAGUGCGAACGCAGACCAUAAAGUAAAGGGAGUUCAAAAAGCAUCAGUUGAGGAACACGGGAAAGGGAACUUUUUGAAAAAUAGGUGGUUCACUGCUACAGAGAAGUUAAGAAGAUGAGAAAUAAAGCCAGCACGUCUUUGUCCUCAAGAGCUUUUUCAGUAGCAUAAUAAGGCUGAACUGUGGGAAUGAAAGGAUAGGGGCGGUUAGGAAGCAGCAGUAAAUGUAGAUGCCUUUCAAAAAAAAAAAGAAAGCAAUCUUUCUUACUAAGCAACUAUUUGCUGAAUACCUACUGUGUGUCAGGCAUUGCACUAAAUAAAGAUAACAUACAGGCCUGUCCUCAAGCUGCUCCCUGGUGCCUAGGGCAACAAGGGCACCAAGCACAGUGUGAUAAGGUUCUGAUGAAGACAUGACAUGGGGGCUGUGGGAGCACAUCAGACUGAGCCUGCACAUCCAGGGAAGAUUUCAUACCAAAGCCGACUGAGCCGAGCGCUAGAGAAGAACGUUUUCCACAUGGUAAGUGAAGGAAGGACAUUCCUCACAAAGGAAAUAGCAAAAUAGCAUGAACAACGGUUUGACGGUGAGAAAGAGUGGCUGUCUGGAGAACUCUUAAGUAGUUCCAGUUUCCUGUUAGAGCUAGAGCAGAGAGAACAGCAUAAAGCACCAGCGGGAGAUGAGGCUGCAGAAGCAAGCAGGUGUCCGGGCUAAGCACCCCUACGGUGCCCCCAUACUGAGUUUGAACUUUAUCUCGAAGGCCUUGGACAGCCACUGAAUGACUAAGCAGGGGAUAAGCCCAAUCCAAUUUUUAUUUUAGAUGAUCCUGGUAGCAAUGUGGAGGGUACAUUGGAAAGGGACCAGACUUCAGUGACCCAAUUAGAAGACUAGCAAUCCAAUCAGUGAGGAGGAUGGGCCUGAAGUAAAGUAACAAUGGUGCUGAUAAGAGGACACUGCCAAUUUGAGAGAUACUCCUGAAAUGGCAAACUAGUGUUUUCUUAGGUGGGUAAACGAGGAAUCAUGAAUCCCAGGAUCCUGGCACUGACAACUGGGUAAUGGUGGUAUCAUUUGGAGAAAGGGGACACAGAAAUGAUAGGAUUAUGAGAGGUUAUUUUCCAUGGAGACACCUAAUAGCCAGUGGAGAUACCCUUUAGGUAGUUGUAUGUAUACAAUUGCAGCUCUGAAGAGUGGUCUGGAGUGGAAAGAAUUUUUGGAGUAUUAGGUGGGAAAAGAAUAGUUAAAAGGGGAGCUCAUAGAGAUUAGCCAGAGAAAAUGUGGCACAAUGGUUCUCAAACUUGAGCGAGUAUCCCCACCAGUUUUUGAUUCAGGGGAUCUGAGGUGGAACCUGAAAAUCUACAUUUCUAACAAUAGGUUCCCAAGCCAUGCCGACGCUGCUGGGAGAACAUCCAUGUGGAGAAAAGCCAGCAUUUGGAGGUGAUCAAAGAAAGGAGAGGUGACAGAAGUGAGUGAGAAGGAGUCAUUACAGGAAAAGAUGGUCAGGAUAGAUUUCAGGAAAUGAAUAAAGUCCGGCAAGAAGAAAAACAAAUAAUGUCAAUUGCAUUUGAUCAUUUAGAGGGGUCAUAUUGGAACCAGGGGGUAGUAUCAGGGAGAAAAUGGGAGAUAGCCAAUAUAGUUUACUCUCCAUGGAGUCUGCUGAGAAGAGAAGUGAGAAAGGGUAGAUACUGGGGAGCGGGCUAUGGUCAGGAAAAUAUCUGUGGGUGGGAAAGAUGGAGUAAAUGUAUAAGCGAGGUGAAAGGAGAGUACGGGGAAGAGAAGGAAAGGAACAAAUACUUCGAGUGCCUGAUCUGAGCCAGGCUCUACGCUAGGCUCCUUAAAAAAUACAACCCUUUAAGGAGAUUAUUAUUAUCCCCCACUUUAUGGAAAAAGAAACUAAACCUCUGAGUUUAAAUAAUUUGCCUAUAGAAUCUAGUAAGUAGUAGGGAUUUAGGUCCCAGCCUCCAAAGCCAGUUCACAAGGAAAUGGCUUGAAAUAACCAUUAUGAGAAUUACAGUGUCUUCUCCCCUUCCUAGUGAAUGGAGACCAGGACACUGCUGGUUAUGGUAUAUGUUGUCAGAGGGAUGCUGUAUGGGAGCUGACUCAAUCAGAAAUGAGUCAGAAGAAAAUUAGAGAAUACCCUGAGAUUCUAGAUGCCUACUGGGACUUCUGAGGCGAUGCCUUUGGUCUCUAAUCGAAAUUGACCAAAAAUAAUAAGAGUCAGAGUUGAAAUAAAAACGUGUCCAAUUAGGAGUGAACAAGGGUUGAUUUAAAAGAUCGCUGGACUGCAGCAGGAGCUCUGAUAAAAGUCAACAGACUUUGUGCAAAGUUUAUGAUCAUCUCACGAGACACAAUAUAAUGUCUCACCCAGACUCCCUAAUCUUGACUCUGCCACUUGCUAAUUCUGUGGUCUUCUGUAAUUUAUUGAAUCUUUCUGAGCCCCAGUUUCCUCACCAAGUGAGAGAAGCAUUCGGGGUAUUUUCCUCAUUGUCAUUGGGUGGGGGUCAAAUGAGCUGGUAUGUAUAAAGUGCCUAGACAAGUUCCAGGCAUGUGCUAAGUUUUAACUGUCUAUAGCUGUUCUGGGGUGCCAAAAUUCCUACCUUGAAGAACAAAUGGUGGGGAAGAGAGACACAUGUGAUCUUAACAGUAUGGUUUGUCGAGGGCUCAGGCAGCACAGAAAUUAUAAAUUUCCAGCAGAGCUCAGCAGUCUAGGAGCAGAGGCAAAGAAGGAUGAGUUAGAGAUUAACCAAGAUAGGAAGUCAGCAAGAAAAGACCCAGGAAAGAAUAAAGAAAGGAUCCAUGAGCACCCUCGAAUGGCGGACCAGUAGGUCCAGGCUGGACAUGGAGGAAGUGAGAGAUUCUGGGGAGGGUGAACAGAUGAGGAAGAAAUAUUUUGACAGGUAGAAAGAAGUUAAGUGGUCCAAGUAGGGCUGUGAGAAUUUGAACCAUUCUGAUGCCCAUGGCCAAAUUAUGUUCAUCACAGUGAGUAAUGUUGUUGGGCAGAAUUUAGUCAUUUGUAGUUUUCAAAAUGAUGGUGAAUCCUGGAUAUCUGGAGGGUCCCUUUACCUCUCAGGGAUGAAGUGACCAGGAAAGCUGUGAGGCAGGCCUUAAACCACUGAGGAGGAUAAGAGAAUGCCAAAAAUCAGUAACAGUUGAAUGGACAAGUUGGCCAGUAAGAUGGGGUGGCGUGCCCAAGAGGGAUGGAGAAGCAUGGUCUGGGGAAACAAAGGGAACUCAGAGAAUGCCAGGUUGUUCUCCUGACCUUGAAAACCAGGGGAGGUAGAGAAGUGGCCUCCUCUGGAGAGGGCAGGGAGACAAGGCAGGUCAGGUUUUCAUUUAGGAUAAGAAGGUAGGAAGAGUGUGUGUUAAAAAUGUGGGGAAUGUAAGGAAGUGUGUUCAGUUAAUGUACUGUAUAGUCCAGAGGCAAGGAGAUACACGUUCAACGGCCUAGAAACAGUUAAGUACCCAGUCCUGCGGUAGGAUUCCUGCCUGACAGGAAGUGAGAGUGGGAGGCCAGCUCUGCCUGGGCCUACCACCUCAGGACAGCUCCCUGCCAGAGGAAGGAACCGUGGCCUGCUGGGUCAGUGCACUAGGCCUAUUUCUGUACAUUCAGGCUGCUGAGUAAUGGCUCCAAAGGCAGUGCCAGCACCUAACAGGGCGCAAGGGGAAAGUGAGAAGUAGGGUUUGGCACCUUAUGUUGGGACCUGCUGUCACAGGCCCAGCCCUCCAGUUCUGUGUGCCAGACCCUCAGCUACAGCUCUCACUGUGAGCCUGGAUGACCAGCCCCGCAGGUCUGGCUGAGAUGCCCAGGAAGCCCUCAAGAAAGAAGAGCUCUGUGGUUUCCUCAAAGAUCGAGAAUUCUGAGUACUUACUUCCUGAAGGAGAAUUGCCAGUCUGGCCAACUGGUCAACCCACUAGGCUAGUGCCUCAGCUCAAUGGCCCUCAGAAGUGAAUCCUGUCUUCUCUCGCUGCCAAAAUGUUCUUUUAAAAUUACUAUGAAAUGACAAUGACAUGCAGGAUACAUACAAACACUGCUCCAAACCUGAGGUAUCAAGGUGUGUAGUUUGAGCUAGAGUGUACUUUGAGCUAGAUUCCAAAGGUGAGGAUUCACCUGUACUCCCCUAGCCAGAACCCCGUGUGUCCCUGUUGAGUACAUGUGUGACUACUGACUGGGGCGAGGGCUCAGUCUAAUAUGGGAAUGGUCACAUAGACACAAAGGUCAAACUUGUGAUCCCAUGAGCACAGGGCUCUAGCAACUUGCACUAAUGGGCCCUGAAAGGCCGUAGGACAAGCCUUUGGGUUAGUUGCUACUGAAUAGAUAGGCCCAAAGACUCUGCCCUGGAGAUGCUAGUGGCUCUUCAAUUCUAAGUCUGGUUGCCUUAAACCCUCCAACUUCCCUUAGAUCAUUUAAGGCCUCCCAAGUCUGGAAAAUUAUAGAAUGCCUUUGAUUUCCUUUAUACUUCCCCCUUUUCUUAAAAAGUAAACCCUGUUAAUUUCCUGGGAUUUCUUCUUAGGAAUUCAGGUUUUCUCUUCUAUAGUAAAUACCUCUAAGAAAUAAAGGAAUUGGGAUCCAACAGGUUUGAGUGGUUUGCAGUGAACUCAAGAACUCUACAGCACAGCAGUGAUUAGAGCCCAAUGGGAGCUCUGCCUCUUUCACUUGACUCACCCCUUGCCUGCUUGCCUCUGGUUCGUGCCAGUCUAAGAACCAAACCAGUGAUGGCUACACUUAUGGGCUCCUUCUCCAUCGCUGCCACCUGUCUCUCUGUGACAGUCUUAGACAUCACUACAUCAGGGAGACAUUAUCUUCACACUAGGGGAACUUUUCGGACAUAGACCUCUGGCAACCACUUUUCUGUUCUGUUUCUACGAGUUUGCCUUUUUUUCUCUUUUUUAAAAAAGUUUUUGGAUUCCACACGCAGUGUUUGUCUUUCUCUAUCUCACUUUUUUCCCUCAGCAAAAUGACCUCGAGAUCCAUCCAUGUUGCAGGAUUUCCUUUUUCCUUAUGGCCGAAUAGUAUUCCAUUGUGUGUGUGUGUGUGUGUAUCUCACAUCUUUAUCCAUUCAUCUGUUGAUGGACACUUUUAUCAUUUCCAUACCUUGACUAUUGUCAAUAGUGCUGCAAUGAACAUGGGCGUGCAGAUACUGCUUCAGGAUCCUGUUUUCAUUUCUUUUGGAUAAAUACCCAGCAGUGGGAUUGCUGGAUCAAAUGGGAGUUCUAUUUUUAAAUUUUUGAGGAAUCUCUGUAUUGUUUUCCAUAGUGGCUACAACAAUUUACCUUCCCAUCAAUAUUGUACAAGGCUUCCCUUUUCUCUACCUCCUCAACAACACCUGUAUCUCUUGUCUUUUUGAUGGUAGCCAUUCUAACAGUAACAGGUGUGAGGUGAUAGCUCAUUGUGGUUUUGAUUUGCAUUUCUCUGAUAAUUAGUGAUGGUGAGUACUUUCUCAUGUACCUAUUGGCCAUCUGUAUGUCUUCUUUGGGAAAAAUGUCUGUUCAGUUCCUCUGACCAUUUUUUAAUUGAAUCGUUUGGGUUUUUUGGUUUUUGCUAUUGAGUUGUAUGAGUUCUUUGUAUAUUUGGGAUAUUAACUCCUUAUAUAUGAUUUGCAAAUAUUUUCUACAUUUCAGUAGGUUGCCUUUUCAUUUUGUUGAUAGUUUCCUUUGCUAUACAGAGCUUUUAGUUUGAUGUAGUCCCACUUAUCUUUUUCUUUUGUUGUCUUUGCUUUUGGUGUCAAAUCCAAAGAAAUUAUUGCCAAGACUGAUAUAAAGGAGCUUAACCCCUAUAUUUUCUUCUAGCACUUUUAUGGUUUCAGGUUUUAUGUUUAAGUCUCUAAUCUAUGUGAGUUGAUGUUUGUGUAUGGUGUAAGACAGAAGUCUAGUUUCAUUCUUUUGCAUGAGGCUGCCUAGUUUUCCUAGCACUAUUUAUUGAAAAGACUGUCCUUUCCCCCAUUAUAUAUUCUUGGGUCUUUUGUUGAAAAGUAAUUGACCAUAUAUGCAUGGGUUUAUCUUUGGGCUCUCUAUUAUGUUCCCAUUGAACUAUGUGUCUGUUUUUAUGCCAAUACCAUACUGUUUCUGAUUACUAUAGGUUUGUAAUUUUGUUUGAAAUGAGGAAGUGUGAUGCUUCCAGCUUUGUUCUUUUAUAACAUUUCUUUGGCUAUUUGGAGUCUUCUGUGAUUCCAUACAAAUUUUAGGAUUGUUUGUUCUAUUUUUGUGAAACAUUCCAUUGGAAUUUUGAUAGGGAUUGCAUUGAAUCUGUAGUCACCUUGGGUAGUAUGGAUAUUUUAAUAAUAUUAAUUCUUCUAAUCCAUGAACAUGGAAUAUCUUUCCAUUUAUUUUGUCUCCUUUGAUUUCUUUCAUCGGUGUUUUAUAGUUUACAGCAUACAGAUCAUUCACCUCCUUGGUUAAAUUUAUUCCUGGGUAUUUUAUUCUUUCAAUGCAACCAUAAAUGGGGUUGUUUUCUUAAUUUCCCUCUGAUAGUUGUUAGUGUAUAGAAACACAACUGAUUUUUGUAUAUUGAUUUUGUGUCCUACAUCUUUAUUGAAUUUGUUUAUUCUUACAGUUUUUUUGGUGGAGUCUUUGGGGUUUCUAUAUAUAACAUCAUGUCAUCUGCAAAUAGAGACAGUUUUACCUCUUUCUUUCUGAUUCAGAUGUCUUUUUAUUUCUUUUUCUCGCCUGAUUGCUCUGGCUGGGACUUCUAACACGAUGUUAAAUUCAAGUAGUAAAAGUGGGCAUCCUUGUCUUACUCCAAAUCUUAAAGAAAAAGCUUUCAGCUUUUCACUGUUGAGUAUAUUAGCUGUGUACUUGUCAUAUAUGGCCUUUAUUAUGUUGAAGUACAUUCUCUCUAUACCCAGUUAUUGAGAAGUCAUAUAAUCUUUACAACAACAUGGCAAGGGAGUCCUUUUAUUAACCCCAUCUUGAAGAUCAGGAAACUGACCUUACAGCUUACAACAGUUGAGUAACUUCCCCAAAGUUUACAAGUGGCGAAGCCAGAACUGACCCCAGCAGUCCGACCCCCACAAAGCCCCUUUUGAGAGCUGAAGUAGAAGAAGGCCUAGGGGGAAACAAGCUAUAAUUGUGGCUCCUCCAGCCUGCAGCAUGCCAAGAGAGAGACAGCCUGUGGUGUCUGUGUUAUACAUUUAGCCAUGGAAGACACUGCAUGUUAUACCACACUUUCCUCUGUGUGUGGCUUAGUAUUUUUAAAAAUCCAUUGUGAGCUCCUUGAGACAGGAAUCAUGUUCCACUAUAGCACUGCACACAGGCCAAGCAAAUAUUCAGUAAGUACACUGUCUUUGUCCAUUGGGGCUCAGAAUUACCUGAGGACAGAGACAUGCAACACAGAACAUCAGAACUACAUCUUAAAGAUCUUCUAGGCUUAGAGUCUCAUUUUACACUUGAAGAAA
Mirounga angustirostris (Northern elephant seal) is the source of this 18761-nucleotide messenger RNA. It is a transcript of the gene DTL, whose product is annotated as denticleless E3 ubiquitin protein ligase homolog. Gene Ontology annotation, molecular function: protein-macromolecule adaptor activity; protein binding. The record is from RefSeq and is a predicted model, not a curated record. Gene Ontology annotation, biological process: proteasome-mediated ubiquitin-dependent protein catabolic process; mitotic G2 DNA damage checkpoint signaling. Lineage: Eukaryota; Metazoa; Chordata; Mammalia; Carnivora; Phocidae. The coding region runs from base 132 to 2324 and encodes 730 amino acids. The transcript is spliced from 15 exons. Gene Ontology annotation, cellular component: nucleus.